GUCAUGAUGACCUCAGGCGACCCAACCCCGCCGGUUAUGCUCGAGACCCUCUCUGUUCGUUGAAGGGGCUGGAGCGGCGCGCUGGGCGCAAGCGGGUGCAGGCAGCAGCAGCGGGCCGUAAGCAAGCUGCUAGUGCUUCAUGCGCACGCUGACGCAGGGGGAUCGGUUUAUACGAUCUCGCGCCAGGUGAGCGCAGACCACCAGCAUAAUCCCUUGCAUGCCUCGCGCAUCCAAUAAACAGUACCCUGAGGACAGCACUAGUCCAACAUGGCCAAGCCGCGCAGUGGCGCAUUUCCUACUACGACCUGCGACCUGCGCGCACACUCGCGCCUGUUCGAACCAGUCCAGCCCUCGCACACUCAGAAAAUCCAACCAUUACCACAUGUCCCUUCUGGUCGGGUCGACCAACUAGCUCCACCCCGCGCCGGAAUCCCUCUAGCUCAUCGAUAGCGAAGAGCUCUACAAGGUAAAUACCGAUUUCCAAGACUGGCGCCGGCGGUGAACCGCCCACCUGGUCUGCGAGGUCUGCGUUGGCCGGUUCGAGCUCCCUGGAGAGCAGGCCAGGACACAGAGAACCUAAACAGCGAAGCUGCAAAGAUUACAGCAGAAGAUGCAUCAAACAGCGAAGCUGUACAAAAUGCACAGGACUGCAAGUACACGAGAAAACAACUACAAUUAUAAUGAGGAAAGCAAUGCAGACCAUAGAUAUGGAAGCAAAGCUAGAAGCAGUGAGAGACCAUACAGUAACCACUGGUUUAUACAGCGAUUACCGUCUCAACACAACUGAGACAAACACGAAACUAAGAGAACUAAAAUAGCGAGUGCGUUUCAAAGCAAUGCGAGACCAUGCAGUAACCACAUAUAGCGAUUACCGUCUCAGCACCACUGAAAGACCACGCACGUGAAACACAACGCCGAAUUUGCGGUCGACUGCGCGGGCCGUCUGGCCCAGUCGCUAGCAGGAAAACGGGCGGCAUACAGAGUCAGGCAAGACACCCAGCACUCUUUGAGCGGGAGUGGGCAAAUGCAAAACUCUUAUUCCGAACAAAGUGAAGAUCACGCGGAGCUCUUAUACCAACACGCGCGCAUGCCCGACACACACACAGCAUGGCAAGAGUCAACGCAAAUACAAAGUCCGAAGUAUGUCGUAACAACCCGCGGUAAGACAAGAGUCGUAUGCUCACGUCGACUGUGUGAUAACUGAAUGUCUGAUAACGUGUACCACUCUAACUCACGAAAGAAACGAUUCCAACCUCCCCUCGAAGGUUCCCACUGCGUAGUGAAUAAGAGUACUCAGACUGCAACCAAAGUCAAAGUUGGACACGCGCUGAGAGCAACUCGUACAAGAUAACAAAUGCGGCAAGUACAAACGCAAGCGGCCUGGAAGUACAAGCAGGCAAUGCAACAAGUACCAAAUGCAGCGAGUACAAUCAAAGCAAGCGGCCUAUGCACCUGCCCCGAUAGGAGCUGUCUCACUUGGCACAACAGAGAACCUGGCACAUAUCGUCUGUAGGUCCAAGGAGAGGAGGUCGUCGCAGCCGACGAAGUACCCGAAGAUAUUGGACGGCCCGUACACAAGAUGUAGAGUGGAGUACGAUACGUGUGUAUGCACAGAAACCUGUCCGCACAAUGCGGCUCGAGGAUGCCCCCAACGGGCCAGGUCGCCGCUGAGCUCCCCGAGGGGGGACAGCAGCAACCUGGUUUUGUUUUUGCGUCUUUGCUGGGACCAUCUUGGCCACUGACGCCAGGUCCAACGAAGUCUCAGGCGAAGCGAAGCCUCAAAAUUGUCAAGCAAGCAGUCCGCUCUUAUAGAGAAACAGAAACAUGCAUGACCAAAGACGUUCGCACAACCUGUGGGAGAACAUCGCAGAUGCGCUCCGCCGCUGAAGGCUCGUACAACCCUACAACAGUGAGAACACUGAAGAGGCGAAACUAAAACUACGACAAGAGAGCCAGGAGACCUGGCCAAGAACUGAACAUGCACACACUGAAUUAUUAGAGCUCAAACAAUGCACAGAAUGACCACACGAGGCAAUCAUAAUCAACAAUCAAAAGACCACGCGAGGCAAUCACAAUUAACAAUCCACUACAAUACAGCGUACAAUACACAGAGAGGUUAUGUAUGCAGACAAUCAUGUUCAAAGCUGCCCUAUCGUUUGCCUUUGCCUCUGCCUUUGCGGCUACCUCUAGAGCUCCCACCGUUAUCGGGAGAAACUCGAAUGCUUUGGGAAGAUUCGGAAACCAACUUUUGAUGUCCAGUCUUGGCUAUCACAUCCGAAGCGACACGGACAGACGACGACCCCGACGGAGAGGCGAUUCGUCCACGUGGCGACGUAAUUAUGAGCUCUUGGGGCUCCCACAUUUGCUGUAGUCUCCGGGUGUCUGCUGCGAGUCUCCGCGGGUCUGCGCGACUGGCACUCUCGAAGAGUCCGUCUGGAACAAGACUGAAACAAUCGACAAUGUACCCUGGAGCUUUAAACCUGACCUCCUCGGCACGGUCCAUUUUCCCCGUCACGAAACGGUGAGAUUUGAGACAAUCCAAAAGUUCUCCCAGAAACGACUGAACAUGAUCCGCGAGGUUGAACAAAGUAUGGAACCAAAACGAUACAUGAUGUUUUGGGAUGGUCAUUGGCUCUGUCAUGAGGUCUACGAAUAAUUCAAGCCCCUGGAUUAAAUACUGCAGCGCAAUCUGGCCAGUGAACCCCUUCUGGGCAGUGCUCCUGUCAAUCCAUGUUUUGACGGCGUCCUGGAAAGUGAGCUGAGUUUGCACACAGGCGUCCUUCAAAGUGAACUGAGUAUGCACGCCAGCAUCCAUUGAAGUGAACUCAGUUUGCACACAGGCGUCCUCGCAAGCGAACUGAGUUUGCACGCCGGCACCCAUUGCAGACACUCGAAUGCUUUGAGGAUGCACUUGGACCUCAGCAUCAAUCGAGGACACUCGAAUGCUCUGAAAGGGACAGUGCAUUUCGUCAACCUGGACACCAGCAUCAAUUGAAAAUACUCGAAUGCUUUGAGAAGGAUAUUCGACCUCGUCAACCUGGACCCCAGCAUCAAUAGCAGAAGAAAACCGCGAAGUGCAACGGAAUCAACUUUCGGGCAGCUACCAGAGGGAUGGAGUAAUUCUGUCAACAACUUAUUAGCCUGAGCAUCCAACUCUGCAUGCAAGACCGCGUCACGGGCGACUAGGCCUUCGAGCACCAACGGAAGAGGACAAUUCGGUCGAACCCAUCCAAGUUUGCAAGCCCGAGCCUGACGCAAACACCUGGAUGCGAGACUCCGCACAUGAGGCAUCUGGCACAAACAAGACCACAAAUGAUAGGUAUAUGGCAGAAAACUGAAGGAAGAUGUGUGAGGACACCUGAGAGAUCACAACAAUGAAAUACUGCAAAUUGAACAAUAUGCAAUCCACUCAAGGCAGAUCUGAAAGAACGGAGACUUACGAGCACCACUCUAGGCAGUGAGGAACAAGUCAGCGUAUACAAAUUGCCACCACCAAACCGCAUUGAGAAAUGGAUAUGAGAGACCAACAAUGACAAGCAGGAUGUAAAGGGAGAUGGGCAGUUGCGUAAGCAGAGCAAAACAACACGCUAGCUCAACGUUCACCCUCGCGGAGGUUCCCCAGGCAGGAGAAAAUGAACGUUCGCGGAGCCUUGAGCCUUGAGCCAGGGAACCUCGUAGAGCUCCUUGCGCGCGUGAGACUGAUCAGAA
Messenger RNA from Prorocentrum cordatum, 3708 nucleotides. NCBI's taxonomy places the organism in Eukaryota, Dinophyceae, Prorocentrales, Prorocentraceae. The record is from the annotation of a GenBank genome assembly.